GACAUAAAACAUCGUAUGCAUGUUGGUUGUAUGCGUAUUUUUCUCUAAAGUUAUUCUAAAAGUCAAAAACUAGACUAUCUAAUGGUAGUGAUGACAUGUACGAUUGGCGCGACUAUCGUUUAUUCAAUCACGCCACUAAACACACCAUAGUCAAAACAUUAAAAAGUCUGAAUGUGAUUACACACAUAGUACACGAUAUUCCGCACUAUGAACAUCAAAUCGGGGAAACAGUCAAAAAUUGAAUUUAUUGAAACAAAGUUCGCUCAUACAAGUGCACAUAGUUCGCCCAAUAAUUAAAUAAACAUUAAAAAAUUGCGUGAAUUGACGAAUGUCAAAUUGAAACAGUAGCAGUAGAUUCACCUCAUUGCGGUCUACUUUUAACGCGCUGAUUUAACGUGUAUCAUCAUUUUGGUGCUCACACAUCUUGGGCAUUUGUGGUUUAAACCGUUCGUUUUGAAUAAGUUUAAGUGUUUUUUUUUUCGUUGUCGGUAUUGAAAUGCUAAGCUUAAUUUCAAGAUCAGCAAUUACGGUGACUUCCCAAAUUAGCAUCGACGAUAAAUAAAUUGGCAGAGGGGGCCAUUUAAAUUUAACACAUUGGAUGAAUGAGAACUGACAAUCGUGUUACACAUCACAAUCAAAUCCCGAGUGCAUUCAAUUGGAAUAAUAUUUUUUUAAAAAAUCACUCGAAAUAAUUACUACAUCUGUUAUCGACAAUAUAUAGCGAAUAGCUAAUCAAACAAAAGUUAUUGUGUAUAUGAGAAGAGAAGAGAAAAGAUAACUCAAAGUGAAACUAAUGCAGUGCUUGGAUCAGAAUCAUAACGCGAAAACGGUUUAAUUUCGUUUCUUUCUGCCUCUCUCUCCCUCUUUCGCUUGUUUCAUUUUCAUUUUACUCGAUAUAUUAUGUAAAUACCAAUAACACGUUGUAACAGAAUUAAAAAACGAAAAGAAAACCGAGCAGAGUUCAACGAUAACUUAAAGUAAAAUCUGUUUGAAGUGUCAAUCAGCACGCGCGCGCGUAAUUGUCGGGCGAUUUUUUUUUCUUUUGUUCCCCUUGCUUACUUCUUGUACAUAAACAAAAAUAAAUAUAAUAUACCACAACAAAAAACAAAAUUGUAGAACACUCAAAGUAAAAUUAGUAAAUAUGGUGAAUUUAAAGAGUAUAUUUUCAUACAAAAAUAAACUAUUAGUGCCUGCUCAGCUAAAACGGCUGACCGAACACAAAUACUCAAUGACAAGUUGUAGUCUAUUAGAUCCCAUAUUGAAUCCAUGGUGGUGUUGGCUUGUAUCUAAAACACCCAUGUGGCUGGCACCGAAUUUGAUCACAUUAGUUGGGUUGAUCGUCAAUAUUAUUACGGCAUUAAUACUAGUUUAUUACAGUCCGAAUGGUCGGACCGAACCACCUAGAUGGGCCUGCGCCCUUUGUGCGUUAGGAUUAUUCAUUUACCAAAGUUUAGAUGCGAUCGAUGGAAAACAAGCAAGACGCACAAAUUCAUCGAGUCCGUUGGGUGAACUAUUCGAUCAUGGUUGUGAUUCGAUAUCUACCAUAUUUGUUGCGCUAUCAGCAUGCUUAUCAGCCCAGCUUGGUUUUUAUCCAAAAUGGAUGUUUUUCCAGUGUUUCAGUGCAAUGACCUUGUUCUACUGUGCGCAUUGGCAAUCGUAUGUGUCAGGUACACUUCGGCUAGGCAAAGUUGAUGUUACGGAAGCGCAAUGCAUGAUCAUGCUGAUUCAUAUGAUAUCAGCAGUUUUUGGACCCGAAAUUUGGAUAGCCAAGAUACCACUCGUGGAAAGUUGGAAUAUGAUUUUAUGUGUGUCGUUCCUUAUUGGAUUUUCGAAAAGUCUCGUCUCAUUCAGUCACAUUUUUAUUACUGGUGGCAGUGGCAAAAACGGCUCAACAGUUGCUGGAACCAGUGUGAUUUCACCAGUGAUACCACUGUUGACAGUUGUUUUAAGUGCUUUCAUCAUUUCGCAAAAGUCAGUUGACAGAGUUUUUGAAACUUAUCCAUCGUUGUACAUAAUAACUUUCGGAAUGGUAGCUGCCAAAGUGACAAAUAAGCUUGUGAUCGCGCACAUGACCAAAAGUGAGAUGGGCUACAUGGACUAUGGCCACAUCGGCCCAUUAUUAUUAUUCUUGAAUCAAUACUUCAACAAUUUCUUGCCAGAAAUUUGGGUGCUGUACCUUGCAUUGUUUUGGUGUACAUAUGAUCUGUUAGUUUACUGUUCUCAAGUGUGUUUAGAAAUUUGUAAUCAUUUGGAUAUUGAAUUGUUCCGAAUCCCUUACCCACCGAAACCAGCACAGGCGGUUACAAUAGCAUCACAAAAAUCGUCGAGUAGCAACAGUAAUACAAGCGGAUCACGUCUAAGUCAUGAUCAAAAUGGUGCAAAAGGUGGCAAUCGACUAGAUGAUGACCAAGUGCAACAGCCAAAACGUCAAACUCGAUCUAGCAAACGACAUGUUGUUUCACACUGAAAAGACAAAGCCCACACUGCUCUAAGCAAACACACACAUAUUUUUAUAGCAAAUUGAAGAAAAGUUAGGUGUUUCUUGACUUUAUAUGUUGACAAUGAUUUCUUUUAUUUGAUUUAUACCAUUGAAAAAAAAAACACAGAAUUUUACACCAAAAAUUCAAACUCUCAGCGACUGAAAUAACUUCGAUGGAAUGGAGAUAUACAUAUAUAUAUAUAUAUAUAUAUAUAUAUAUAAAUACACAAACACAUUGUAUUGCUUAAACUGAAUCUAUUUUUUUGGGCCUAGUUUCUAGUAUUACAUCAAUGAAAUCACGUCAUAUAAAAAAUUAUGUUCAAAUUGAAGUAAAUCAACGUUCUAAACACUCAUCCUAAGAACUAAUGGAUUGAUAUAAUUACGAACUACAGAAACCUGUAAUUUUAAACUACCAAAAUGUGCAUUGUACAUAACAUCGAAUGUAAAACUUAUUUAUUGAAGAAGAAGAAAAAAACAACUAACUCAUAUAAUCUGAGGAUGUUUGUGCAAAUCAAAUUUAAGCAGUAGAUUGUUCUUCGCUCAAACACAAAUAAAGCAGGAAAACAGACACACACUUAACACAAAAAGUCCAAUCAUUGAAAAUCACUGGAAAUUGUGGACGAUAUUAAAGUUUAUUAUCUAGGUCUAUUAAAUGGACACAUGUUCAAUGUCAAUGUUUAUUGAAAACAAUUUAAGUUUGAUAAGUAGCUUAUCGUUUGAAUUCAGCGUUUAUUUCAUUACAAAAUGUCUGGAUUAUUGAAUUUGAUUCAAAAGUCAUAAGCCGCAAAAUUUUAGUUACAUUCAUGAAAUAAAAUACUGAGAUGCAGGUGACUGGAAAUCAAAUUUUUCAAAAA
Messenger RNA from Sitodiplosis mosellana (orange wheat blossom midge), 3333 nucleotides. RefSeq names its product cholinephosphotransferase 1 (gene bbc). Gene Ontology annotation, biological process: phosphatidylethanolamine biosynthetic process. Bases 1142 to 2467 code for a protein of 441 amino acids. The record is from RefSeq and is a predicted model, not a curated record. The transcript has 7 exons. Gene Ontology annotation, molecular function: ethanolaminephosphotransferase activity; diacylglycerol cholinephosphotransferase activity. Gene Ontology annotation, cellular component: Golgi apparatus; endoplasmic reticulum membrane. Lineage: Eukaryota; Metazoa; Arthropoda; Insecta; Diptera; Cecidomyiidae.